AUGAAGGAGUACGUUUUGUUAGUUGAAUUGUUGACUGGCACGUGUAAGGGCGAACAAGUUUUACUGGCCAAGAUCGAGAUGAGUGCGAGCGAUUCUGCGCUUCCUAAAGAGCUAAAACGUUUUCAAUUUCCCAUUCGAUUGGCGUUCGCUAUGACGAUUAAUAAAUCACAAGGACAGACUUUCGGCAAGAUCCGCAUUUACUUAAAGAAUCCUUGCUUCUCUCAUGGACAAUUGUACGUGGCUUUUUCGAGAACGGAUUUUAACGAUAUUGAUUUCGAUGAAGAUUUCUUUAACCAAUUAAUAAUUUCCGAAGAAGAAGACGACGACAAUGCUCUUCUUAACAAUUACGACAUCGUGUGUCCACCGGUGACCAAGCAGGCACUACAGGAUUGCGAAUGCCAACACCUACCAAACGACCCCGAGUUACCUACAGUGAUUCCGACGAUUCCGAUUAGAGCGAUGAUGAUAUUGUUAUAUUGCUUAGAUUUCCGAAUAUUUAUUGUCAACUUUGGAGGCACGCUGAGGCCAAACCCAAAUAGCCCCGAUAUCGAUGCCGAAAUUUCGGACCAUGUGCCCGAUCUGACCAAGCCUCACAAGCGAGGCUGGAGAGGACGUGGGAUCCCGCAACUGGAAACCCACCCCUAUAUGCACCCCCCUGGAGAGGAUCAGCUCUCCAAAAACAACUCAAGUAAGCCCAGGGCCUUAGAAUCUGGAAUUUCCAAAAGUAACAGCGUGCAGAGCUCCCCAACACCAACGCCAUCUAGUGGACAGAAGCCAAACUCCCCGCCCUACAAUGUAGAUCGCGAGAUAGAAAAACUAGUAAAGAAGCUGGGGACACCUUCACCCAGCUCCAUUGAAGUAGGCAGCGACAAGGAAAAUCGCUCUACUUUACAUCAAAAACCGUACGACAAAGAAAAUCGUGGUUUUACAAUCACAUCUGCCACAGGAAAAUCCGUAAGACUCAUUAGUAACUUCCAACUCUCUAACACCUUGGGAAGCAUUACAGAUUCCUAUAACAACCCGAGACAACAACCAAAUAAGCCCGGAUCAGAACCAGAGGCCGCAGAUUCCGACGCCGCAGAGAGCAGCCAUCUCUAGCGACCAAAAGCAAAAAGAAGAAGAAGUCCAAAAAGCGUACUACCCC
This is a messenger RNA of Brassicogethes aeneus, 1144 nucleotides long. NCBI's taxonomy places the organism in Eukaryota, Metazoa, Arthropoda, Insecta, Coleoptera, Nitidulidae. The record is from the annotation of a GenBank genome assembly.